Messenger RNA from Rattus rattus (black rat), 6954 nucleotides. RefSeq names its product G protein-coupled receptor 179 (gene Gpr179). NCBI's taxonomy places the organism in Eukaryota, Metazoa, Chordata, Mammalia, Rodentia, Muridae. Gene Ontology annotation, molecular function: G protein-coupled receptor activity. The transcript has 11 exons. Gene Ontology annotation, cellular component: membrane. The record is from RefSeq and is a predicted model, not a curated record. Gene Ontology annotation, biological process: G protein-coupled receptor signaling pathway. The coding region runs from base 1 to 6954 and encodes 2317 amino acids.
AUGAGUGCCAGAGCAGUGGUCCCCUCUUCUCUUGCUUGGGGGCUUCUAAGCUGCUGUUUCCUCUGCAGUGGGGCUCUGGGGAGCCAAAGGCCCUCACGCUCUCUGCCUCCACGGCCCUCCCAAGCCAUGCCAGGAUUUGGCCCCACGUGGAUGCCCCCGAAGGGGGCAGAAGCGGCCCUGGCCUUUCUCUACUCUGGAGACGUUCAACAGCUGUCAGGAGCAAACUGUAGCGGGAAGUAUGAAGUCCGUGGGGCAGAAGGCAAAGCCGGGGUCCCCCCAGUCCUACAGAGAGCAGCGGGCACCCUGGCCCAGGCUGCCAACUUUCUCAACAUGCUUCUACAAGCCAACGACAUCCGGGAGUCAAGCGUGGAGGAGGAUGUGGAGUGGUACCAGGCACUCGUUCGCAGUGUGGCAGAGGGAGACCCGAAAGCCUACAGGGCUCUGCUGACCUUUAACCCUCCACCCGGGGCUAGCCACCUUCAGCUGGCCCUGCAGGCCACUCGGAUGGGGGAUGAGACCAUCCUUCAGGACCUGUCUGGGAACAAGGUACAGGAAGAGAAUCCAGAAGAGGAUUUAGAUAGCCCUGGCCUCCAGAAGCGAGUACUGACCAAUGACCUAAGGAGUCUUGACAGUCCCAAGUGGCCACGGGGGGAUGGGUACGUGGGGGACAUACAGCAGGUGAAGCUAUCUCCUCCCUUCCUGGAAUGCCAUGAGGGCCGGCUCCGUCCUGGCUGGCUAGUCACAGUCUCGGCCACGUUCUAUGGACUCAAGCCAGACCUCACCCCAGAGGUCAGGGGACAGGUGCAGAUGGACAUCGACCUCCAAAGUGUGGACAUCAACCAGUGCGCAAGCGGCCCAGGCUGGUACUCGAACACACACCUGUGUGAUCUCAACAGCACCCAGUGUGUCCCUCUGGAGAGUCAGGGUUUUGUCCUUGGCCGCUAUCUCUGUCGUUGCCGACCUGGAUUCUAUGGAGCUGGUGGUUCUGGGGGGUUAGAGGAGAGUGCUACUCAGACUGCUGGGCAAUUUGGGUCCCCACAAGGCAGCUCAGGGAAGCUGCUACGAUGCCAACCGUGUCCUGAGGGCUGUACCAGCUGUCUGGAUGCCACACCAUGCCUGGUGGAGGAGGCCCGGGCGCUGAGGACAGCAGUGCUGGCUUGCCAAGCCUGCUGCAUGCUGGCUGUCUUCCUGAGUAUGCUGGUUGCCUACCGUUGCCGAGGGAGCAAGAGAAUCCGGGCAUCUGGGAUCGUCCUCCUGGAAACCAUUCUUUUUGGAUCCUUACUUCUGUACUUCCCGGUAUUCAUCCUGUACUUCAAGCCCAGCGUAUUCCGCUGCGUCGCUCUUCGCUGGGUCCGGCUGCUGGGGUUUGCCGUCGUCUAUGGGACCAUUAUCCUCAAGCUUUAUAGGGUGCUCCAGCUGUUUCUGUCUCGAACUGCACAGCGGGGGCCGCACCCAAGCAGCGGGCAGCUGCUGCAGCGUCUGGGGCAACUCCUGCUUCUGGUAUUGGGCUUCCUGGUCGUGUGGACAGCGGGCGUUCUGGAGCCAGGCAUCCAGCACACACCUCUGGUGACCCGGGGUCACACCCCCACUGGCCGCCAUUUCUACCUCUGUCACCAUGACCACUGGGACUACAUCAUGGUUGUGGCGGAAAUGCUGCUACUCUGUUGGGGCAGCUUUCUCUGCUAUGCCACCCGGGCUGUACCCUCAGCCUUCCAUGAGCCACGCUACAUGAGUAUUGCCCUGCACAAUGAGCUGCUGCUCUCUACGGCCUUCCACACAGCCAGGUUUGUGCUGGUUCCUUCCCUGCACCCAGACUGGACCCUUCUCCUCUUCUUCCUCCAUACCCACAGUACAGUCACAGCCACACUGGCUCUGAUCUUCAUCCCUAAGUUCUGGAAGCCGGGGGCACCUCCCAGGGAGGAGAUCUUGGAUGAAGUGUACGAGGAUGAGCCGGACCUGCAUCGCUCAGGCUCCUACCUCAACAGCAGCAUCGCCUCAGCCUGGAGCGAGCGCAGCCUGGAUCCAGGGGAUAUUCGGGAUGAGUUGAAGAAGCUCUAUGCCCAGCUAGAGGUCCGAAAGACCAAGGAGAUGGCCGCCAACAACCCCCACCUGCCCAAGAAGCGGGGCAGCUCACGCCAGGGAUUGGGGCGCUCUUUCAUGAGAUACCUAGCUGAGUUCCCAGAGGCCCUGGCUAGACAGCAUUCUCGGGACUCAGGCUCUCUAGGCCUCAGCAGCCUGCCAGGGUCUUCUCGACGAAGGCUCCUCAGCUCCAGCCUUCAGGGAACAGAGAAGGCACCAGCCCUCCGCAAGACCCGCAGCACGUACGAGCACCACAGGGAGCACCACAGGGAGCACCACACUCCUCCCUCUGAAUCCUCGCUCAGGCGGACCCUGUCCAAGAAGGCCUCACCCACAGAGGGCCAAGUGUCGGUAGAGGGGCCCCCAGCCCUGGGCUUCAGAUCAGCCAGUGCCCACAACCUGACAGUGGGAGAAAGACUCCCUAGAGCCAGGCCCAUGUCCCUGCAGAAGUCACUCAGUGUGGUGGCUGGCUCCAGGGAAAAGGCUCUGCUUGUGGCUAGUCAGGCCUACCUGGAGGAAACCUAUCGGCAGGCAAAAGAGAGAGAGGAAAGAAAGAAGGCUGAGGCAGCCAUGGUGAGCCCGGUGCGGAGGCCAUCAGCCAGGAGGCUGGAAUGGCCUCUUAGGGCCCCUCUGUCAGCCCCACCUUCUCCUGCCAAGAGCAGCAGUGUGGAAAGCUCUCAUACCCCGGGGAGGCCUCAUGAAGAGGCUGGGAGAAGGCUGCCUCACCCACCCAUCCGGCACCAGGUCUCCACACCCAUCUUGGCUCUGUCUGGGGCCUGCCUGGGAGAGCCAAGAAUGUUGUCUCCCACCCCAACCUCCACAUUGGCUCCCGUUCUGUUGCCAGCUCUGGCCCCAACCCCUACCCCUGUUCUGACACCAGUCUCAAAGCCCCCCCAAAGCCCUACCCUUCUCACUUUCAUCUGCCCCUGGGAGAAUGCAGAACUGCCAGGCAAGAAAGAAAAUGUGGUUCAGGAAGGUUCUACAGGGCCAGAGCGAAGCAGUCACACACCUGCCUCAGCUCGUACCAAGAUCUGGAGGGCCCUGUCUGUGGCAGUGGAGAAAAAGGGGACUGGAGAGAGUGAGGCACUCACAGAGGGUGGACACGUCCAGGGGGAAGCAGAUGAUACAGAUGAGGAAAAGUCCAAGAUCUUCUCAAAGUCCCACAGCCUCAAGACCCCUCUGCAGCAGGGUUCCGUGCGCAGCCUGGGUCUGGCCAUCAAAGCUCUGACCCGUUCUAGAAGCAUCUACAAAGAGAAGGACGGUGGAGAGGGCACCCCUGAGACCGAGAAGGGAAAACCGGCAGAGGUGAGCUCAGGGGCUCCACCCCGAUCUCCCAGGCUAGGCCGGCCCAAGGCAGUGAGCAAACAGGCUGCCCUCGCCCCCUGUGAGGAUGAGGAGUCCCUCCAGAACCAACAGAAUGCUCACACCAGCCGAAUGCUCCACGUUUGUCAAAAGGAGGGCAGCCGAGAGCACGAAGAUAGAAACAAGAGAGCGUCCCAGGGUCCAGGGGAGCGGAAGAUUGAGAGAACUGGUAAAAUAGCGCUUGCCACACUGCGGCAAGUUUUUGGGGAGAAAAAUGCUGAACAAGCGAAGGAAUCCCCUGUGGGAUAUAAAGAGGUGCCCAGCCUUGCCCUCCAGCCCCUAGGCAGUGCUGACCACAGGGUGGCAGAGGUGUGCCCCUGGGAAGUCACUGAAUCUGAAUCAGGAAUGGGCCCACAAGAGAGUGUGGACAAGGCCAAAAUCUGCUCCUGGGAGGGGACUGAAGGAGGGGGUCUUGAGAAGAAGCCAUCGAGACAAGUAUUAAGUAGGUCCUGGGAAGAGAGAGAGAAAGUCCCAGGGGAGUCAGAGCCUGAAGGUGCGGGUGCCAUUACUCGGAAGAAGCCCGAGAGGCUGGUCCGAGGCCAAGAGGCAGUGUGUCCUUGGGAAAGCCCCGACUCUGGAGGUCAGUCUCCUCAGCUGGUGCACCAGGAUUCUGACAGAAGCCAGGGCAGGCCUGUGGUAGUAAGCAAAGGAGGAAAGCAUCCAGGGGCUCUUUUGCCUGACGCUGCUAAGGCAGAACUGUGCCCGUGGGAGAUGAGGGAUGUGGGGGAGGGGACAUCUGCUCAGAGGGUACAGGAACUCCCUGAAGAAAGGCAUAAAUCCCCAAAGAAGGCGACCUUCUGGAGAGAACAGAAACUGGGCGGGGACCUGGUGUCACUUUGUCCGUGGGAAAGUACUGAUUUCCGGGGCCCCUUGGCUGUCUCACUUCAAGCCCCAGGGAGCUCAGGGAGUUUUGGCAGUGGCAUUACAGAGAUAUGCCCUUGGGAGGCAGGAGAGCUGUCUAAUGACAAGAAAGCAGAGGUCUGUCCCUGGGAGCUGGGGGAUGAACUAGCAGGUACAGAAGCACUGAAUCAGGGAACGGAUGGGGAAUCUCUCCCAGGAAAGGAGGCUGCCUCCAGAAAGCAAUGCUCAGCAGAGGUGGGGGGACAAACUGCAAGGGCAAAGUCCACAGACCGUCAAGGGCAGGAGUCCGUGUGCCCCUGGGAGGACAAAACCCCUGAGCAGUCCAGCCCACAUCCAGACAACUCUUCAUCCAAGGCUGGUGAGAAAUUCCUACGCAAUGCGGGUAGCCAGGUACUGCAAGUGUGUCCUUGGGAAGCCAUCGAGCCAGAGGAAAGGCAAGCGACACCUUCAACAGCCGAAAUCUGUCCAUGGGAAGUGGACGGACGAACAGAGACCAGGGCAUCAGAGCACGCACCUAAGGAAGAAGUUCAAAAGGAUGAGAAGAAAAUGCCCGGGAGAGCAAGAAUCCAAGCGCGGGAAGAGACUGAGGGGCAGAUCCAAAAGCAGGAAGCAAUCUGCCCCUGGGAGAGCACGGACUGUGAUAGCACCCCCCAAAGAGCCACAGAGAAACCCCAAGCCACUCUCCAGAAGCAAGGCAGCAUGGGGGACAAAGCUGCUGAGAUCUGCCCGUGGGAUGUGGAGGAAACAGCUCAGAAGGCCAAGAUCUGUCCCUGGGAUGUGGACACUGGGGCUGGAGAGGAAAGGACUGUUGGAGCUGAAGCCUCUAGGAUUUCUCCAAAUGAUGCAAGUCAGACUUCUGCAGAUGCUGGACCCAGUCAGGUAGCUGCUAGGGCUCUGAAGAAGCCAGAGAGGCUCAGCUCAGAGAAGGAGGUGGUCUGUCCCUGGGACAGCACCAGCCCAGGGGCGUCCUCUCAGCAGCCGGACACUUUGAACACUGAGAAAGUAAAAGAUGAACUCCAGGAAAACGUGAGUCCCAGGCCCAUAGAGGUAUGUCCCUGGGAAGCAGAGGAAGUUCCUGUCAGUGAAAAAGCCAAGAUCUGUGCCCGGGAAUUGAAUGAAGGCACCGUGGGGAAAGGACUGGAGGGAGAGACGGAGAGUGAGCCAACACAGCCAAGGAGAAAGAAUCUAGAAAAGGCAGAAUUCUCCUUCCAAGAAGAAGGCACAUCAAAGGGGGACACAACACUCUGCCAGGAAGAGGAAACUACCUGUUCUUGGAAGCCACCUGCCCAGGUCUCCAAGGCCUCAGACUUACCCAGCAGCAGCAUUAGUCAGGAAGCAGAGGGACAGUCCUGGGAAGCAAGUGACAGUGCAUCAGAGAAGGGAGACCUGAAGACAGGUUCUCUCCCGGAAUACACACCCCAAGGAAAAGUUGCAGCUUUAAAAUCACAGUGUUCUGUUGAUGGGGGAGGAACAAGCUCGGAACUCCAGCCUGACUGUCUGCGGGAAAACAUGGUAUCAGCAGACUCUUUGUCCCAUCCACACAGCCAGUGCCCUGACCAACCUAGAGCCAGCUCCCAGGCACCGGUCAGCUCAGAGGGUGGGGCUGCUGAGCUGUGCCCAUGGGAUGCUUCUGACCCGGAUCUGUAUAAACCUGACCGUGACACCAAGGUUGAGCUCUGUUCCCAGAGGGUGACUGGGAGACUUACAGAGACAGAGACAUCAAGACAGGAUGAAGAGGAAAAACCUCAGGAGGAGAAAGAAAGAGCCCCUGGAAAACGAGAGCAUGAAGGUGUGGCAGUUCAGGAGACGCCACAGACCAGCAACGUUGGGAAACAGGAAGCCAUGUGUCCCAGGGAGAGUCAGGACUUUGGGGUACAAGCAGCUACAGAUGCUUCUGAUGGAAACAAAGGCAGUUCUGAGGACGUGUGUCCUUGGGAAGCAGAGGAGGUUCCUUCUACCGAGAAAGCAGAGAUCUGCCCCUGGGAAGCAGGUCCAGGAGCAGUGGGGGAGGAAGCGCUGGACCUGGGGCAGGAUGGAGAGUCUCAGGGGGUGGGAGGGGUUGAAAGACACCUCUUAAAAGCAGCAGAGGCAGUCUGCCUCUCAGAAGGCUCAGUGUCAGCGGGGCUCUACCCCCAGGAAGACCCGGUAGACACAGACCACCCCAAGGUCAGUCUCCAUGGAGCAAGCAGCCCAGGGAAAGGGCUGGCAGAACUAUGUGUCUGGGAGGUCACAGACCCAGAAGGAAAUAAAAUCAAGGGCACCAUGGCAGACAUCUGUCCGUGGGAGGAAGCUAGAGCCCCACCUGAGGAAUCUGGCCUCCCGGCUUUACCAGUAACCCAGGCAGAUGUGCCUGCUGCCCCUGAGAAAUCAGUUUGCCUCUCAGUACACACACCGUUGGAGAGCUCUCUCCCAGAGAGCAAGAGUGUCCGCCCAGACGUCAGCAAGCCACCUGGUACCUUCCCCCCGGGAGGUGUGGGAGAACAAGAACCUUUGGGACCUGAGCCUGGAGCCAAACCAGACCCAGAGCCAAGCCCCAAAGAAGCGGAGGCUCCAGAGUCGUUGUCCUUAAUUGAAGACCAAGGACACACGGCUUCUGAAGCACAAGCUGGAGAUCUCAGUCCCCCACCUGACUGUCCUUGGGACUGCGAAUGA